Molecule: messenger RNA, 2383 nt
Organism: Naegleria gruberi
Lineage: Eukaryota; Heterolobosea; Eutetramitea; Acrasida; Naegleriidae
Exons: 1
Coding region: 95-2311 (738 amino acids)
Source: RefSeq, a predicted model, not a curated record
CAUCUGUGCUAUACUCUAUUGCACAGUAGAAAAAGCUAAUAAUAACAAUACUACAAUUAUAUAAUUGGAUUAGUAUUAAAUAAUUAGAAGAAAAAUGUUGAGUAAAUUGAGAGUGCUCGGAGUUGGUGCUAACAAACUUUCAAGGAAUUUUCUAUCGAAUAGAAGUGUUUCCUUGUCUUCAUCAUCCUAUUUAUCAGCCAGAUAUUCACGAUUCAGUUGUGCAAUUCAAGUAAAUAAUGCAAAAGUCAAUUCUUCACCAUCAUUUAAAUUUCCGAAUUUAAAUUAUCAACAUAAUGAACAGAGAAAUUAUUCAUCAUCAUCUUUUGAUAAUAACAAUACUAAUCAAUCAUCAUCUUCUGGUGAAAAAUCUAAAUUCUCCUUCUUUAAAUUGGUCAAGAAAUUAGCCAAAUAUCUAUUCCUAUCAAUCAGUGCAGUUUUAACAUUGUUGGCAAUUUGUAUUCCACCUGGUUUAUUGGUAGAUUUUGAUGAGGAAUCGAGACGUGAUAAAUCAGCACUAUUCUUUUUGAUUUUGGAUUCCUAUAAUGAUACUUGGAGUAUUUUGAAGAGAUUUGUCACUUCAUGUAUUUCAAUUACACAAGUAGCUCAAGCUUAUAGAGAAAUGAAUAAGAGAUUUGAACAACAAUUGAAGGAUAUUUCAACCAACAAGUAUACUGCUGAGGAGGAAGAGAAAAUAUUGAUAGAAUAUAUUAAUGCAAGAAGAGAGACUAAUUUGAAGGCAGCCAACUUGCUAUUGGACUUGUGUUUGGUUAAUGCUGGUGCCUAUGUGAAAGCAGGUCAAUAUCUUGCCUCACUCAAUUAUGCCAUUCCAAAGGAAUUUACAGAAACACUUUCUGUUUUACAAGACAAGUGUCAACAACAUGAUUUUUCAGUGACUGAAAAGAUUUUGAAGGAAGAUUUUGAUAAGGAUUUCGAAGAAAUAUUUUCCUACUUUGAAAAAGAACCAAUUGCCAGCGCCAGUAUUGCUCAAGUUCACAAGGCAGUAUUGAGAGAAUCUGGAAAGAAGGUUGCUGUCAAGGUACAACAUCCAAACUUGGAGAAAAUGUUCAAAUCUGAUUUGAACACUAUGAAAUUCUUGAUGUGGUCCACAAAGAAGUUUUUCGAUUUCCCAUUUUCAUGGUGUUUACCUGAAUUUGAAAAGUUUUUGAUCAGUGAAUUGGAUUUUGUCAAUGAAGCAGCCAAUUGCACUCAUUUCAAAACAAUAUUCAAGGAUUAUCCAAAUGAUCAAAUUGAUUCACCAUAUGUGCAUUGGAAUUUGACCAGUAAGAGAAUUUUAACCAUGGAUUUUAUUGAAGGAGUAAAAUUGAACGACUUUGAAGGAAUGAAAAAGUUGGGAAUUGAUGCUAAGGAAAUAAGUCAAUUGAUUGUGGACAGUUAUUCAAUUCAGACAUUUGUUCAUGGAUUUAUUCACUCUGACAUGCACAAUGGUAACUUGCUUGUGAGAAGAUCACCAAAAACAAACAGGGCACAAGUUGUCUACCUGGAUCAUGGAUGUUACAAACACUUGGAUGAAGAAACUAGAAAGGAUUAUUGUAAUUUGUGGAAGGCAGCUAUUUUCAGAGAUCAUGAAAAUCUCAAACUCUACACUGAAAAGUUUGGAAUUGAUGGAAAGUACUAUCCUCUCUUUGGUCUCUUCUUGACCUUCUCCAAUUAUAUGGAUAAGAGUUCAACAGCAAUGGUCGAUCAAAGAAAGAACAUGUCAAAAGAUGAAGUCAAGAAGAUGUUCAACAAUAUUAGAGAAACCUUCUUCCCAGGCAGCAAACACAAAGCUCAAGAUUUAUUCAAUAUCAUUGAAGAAAUGUUCAAGAAUAUGAAAUUAGAUUUAAUUCUUCUCAUGAGAGCCAAUAUUCAAAUUAGAUCCAUCACCAAAGAAUUGGGUAAACCAAUCAAUAGAUUUGCAACAAUGGUUGAAUACUGUCUCAGAGGUUUGCACUAUGAAAGAGAAAAUUAUGGAAUGUUAUGCAAACCACACAGAGAAUCCGAUUCCAAGACAGUUCUUGUCACUAAGGUUACACCAACUCCAUUCUUCCACACUCUCACCUUUCAAUUAUUAAGAUUCAAAUGUGAAUUACUAGCUCUGGAAGUUGUCUUUGUUUUGGCCAGAAUGUCCAUGAGAGUUUUGAACUUUUUCAUGCCAGGUAACUUUGAAUCUGAAGAAGCCAUGUCUGAUGAGAGAAGAGAAACUGAACAUGUUAAGGCAAGAAUUGAAGGAAGAAGAAAAAUGGAACUUGAAUCAAAGGAAGACAUGGAAGAAUUAUCUACUGAAUCAACUACUCCUGCUCCUGCUCAAUAAUUUAUAGAUUUGGAAAAUGGUGAAUUGUAAAUACAAAUUGUAAAUAUUAAAUGUAAAUGAUUCAAUAUUAAA